Messenger RNA from Paramecium pentaurelia, 1749 nucleotides. The record is from the annotation of a GenBank genome assembly. NCBI's taxonomy places the organism in Eukaryota, Ciliophora, Oligohymenophorea, Peniculida, Parameciidae.
AUGUUAUUUUUAUUAAUUGCCAUAGUAUUUACUAAAGAAGAUUAAAGUAUUAGGAUUUCUUAAAGUUGUGCCACUAAUCUAACAGGUUAUUUUUGGAAUGAAUAAUAAUGUAUUAAAUGUAAAUAGCCCUCUUGUAAAUGUUCAUCAUCACAAGGUUGUGAUUCAUGUUUGAAUUAAUACUAUUAUGAUUCAAUUAAUUAGAGUUGUACUCCUUGUCCCAAAGGAUGCAUUAAAUGUUGUAAAUCCCCUGAAUUAACUUAAUACAUCUGUACACUUUGUAUUGAUGGAUAUAUCAUGAUAAAUGGAGUGUGUCUAAAAGUUGAAGCAUGCACCCAAAUUUCAAUUCAUGGAAGAUGUUAAAAAUGUUUCGAUAAACACUUUCUAUAAGAAACAUGUUAGGCAUGUCCAACUGGAUGUUCAGCUUGUGAUUCUAAGUAUUAUUGCACUGUUUGUGAAGAUGGUUAUUAUAUGACUAUUAAUUAAUAAAGUGUCAGUUGCUUAACUUGUAAUAUUUUGGAAAAUCAAGAUGGAUGCAAAUCAUGUGUUUUCAAUAAAGAAUAAUUAGUUUGUUUAGAAUGUCUGGAUACUUAUUAUUUUGAUUAAGAAAAUUAUUUAUGUCUAAAAUGUCCAAGUGGAUGUUUCACAUGUUAAGACCCUAAUUAACUUCCGUAAAUUUGCUAUACAUGUCUUCCUGGUUAUUUAUUAUCUGAUGAUGAUUCUUAUUGUGAGAAUUGUUAAGAAUAAAUUCCUAAUUGUAUGAAAUGUACUACUAAUGAAAGGAGUAGGAAUUUCUAAUGUAUAGAUUGUAACAAUGGAUACUAUUUAACAACUGAUUCAAAAUCUUGUGAACCUUGUAAUAAUGGUAGCAACAAUUUUAGAAGAUGCAACUCUGAAAUUCUACCUACUUAAUGUAAUGUAGGUUAUUUACUAUUUAAAGAAUCAAAUACUUAUACUUGUAUUAAAAAUAUAUACAAUUGUUAUACUAUUGAUAAUACAUAAGGUCAAUGUCAUGAUUGCAAUUUUGGAUUUAAUUUAGUAUUUGAUUCAGCAUUAUAAAUGAAUAUAUGUAAGAAUUGUACAUAAAAUAUCUAAAAAUGUAUUACUUGUGAUGUUGAUAAUGAUAAAUAACUUAUCUGUAAAGAAUGUAAUGAUGGCUAUUUUGGAAAUUAAUGUGUUCUUUGUACAUCUAAUUGUUAAAAAUGUUUAAAUGAAUCAUAAUGUUAAACAUGUAUUCCUGGAUAUUAUUUGGAUGAUUUAUAAUAAUGUCAAAGUUGUGAGGUUAGUUUUUGUUUAGAAUGUGGAGGAUUAAAGGAAUGUAUAAAAUGUGAAAUAGGUUAUGGACUAUUUGAUACAAUUUGUAAACCAUGUUUAACUGGUUGUGAAAAUUGUGAUGGAGAUUUAGAUAAAUGUAAUAUUUGUAGAGAUAAAUAUUAUUUAACUACAACUGACAAUAAUUGUAAAAGAUAUAAAGAAAAUUGUUUAGCUACAAAUGUUAACGGUUAUUGUUAUCUUUGUGAAACUCAGAUUAGUUUUGAUGAAUCACGUAAUCUUUUUUAUGAUGAGGGAGAAGAGACUCCAAUAUUUGAUGAAUAAUCAGAUAGUUAAUUUUUUAUCAGCAACAAUGGUUAUUGUUUAAAAUGUAAUGAUUAUAUAACUGGAUCAUUUAAUUGUCCCUAAAUUUGUAAAGUCGAUGAAGAUUUUGCUUAAUAUCUUUUACCCAUCAUAUUGAUAUUAUUAAUAUUUUAAUGA